AUGCCGAGUGCCAUCACAGAGUGGCCUGCCUGGAUCGAGCACACCAAGGCCGAUCCGAAGCAUGCACAGGAUCCGGUGUACCUGUCGGCCAAGCGGGCCGUUUUGGCAGAGUACGGCGCCGAGGCGCUUCAGAAGAGCUGGCUGGCCGUGUGCGCACAGCUCGAGGCCGUAACCGCGGACAUUGCCGUCCGCGGCUCGUCAGCAAUUCCCGUGCACGAGGCUGCCGACGUCGUCGGUCCUGACGGUCUCUCGGCGGCUGCACAGGCCGAGAUUAAGAAGCGCGGCUGCGUGGUGAUCCGCCAGGUUCUGCCGCGUUCUGAGGCCGAGCAGCUCUACGCCGACCUGCAGACAUACGUGGCCGAUAACCGGGACGUCAUCCGUGGCUGGCCGGCUGACUCGCCCUCGAUGCUGAUCCUCUACGACUCGCCGACCCAAAACGCCAUCCGUGGCCACCCGAACCAGCUGCAAGUCCAGCGCCAGCUCAACGGCUUCUGGCACGACGACAACAACACCGAAGCCGACCCCACGUCGUCUGAGCCGCUCAUCUUCUUUGACGGCGUCCGCGACCGGCCAUCGCGCCAGGAGUUUAUCGGUCUCGGCCCCCAUAUCGACGCCGGCAGCCUCAGCCGCUGGGCUGACCCGGCCUACCGCCACUCCUACGCCAACGUCUUCAACGGCUCGCCUGAGCGCCACGACUGCUAUGACCUAGGCGUCCGCAAGCAGGCCCAACAGGCCCUGUUUCCCGCCACUGCCCACUCCACCGUCUUCCGCUCCUUCCAGGGAUGGACUGCUCUUACGCCCACAGGCCCGCGCGCAGGAACGAUGCUGCUCUACCCCGACGUCCAGUCUGCUAUCGCCUAUGUCCUGCUGCGGCCCUUCUUCCGCCCUCCAGCCGAUCCCAGCCAGAUCAUGGACGCGUCCAAGUGGACCAUCGUCGACCCCACCGACCAGGAUGGUUGGUUCCCUGGCACUAACAAGAACAACAGCCAGAUGCUCAGCCGUUCCAGCCAUCCCCAUCUCCGUCUCGAGGACUGUCUCGUCCACGUGCCGGCCCUCCAACCCGGCGAUACAGUUUGGUGGCACACGGAUGUUUGCCACGCUGUUGAGCCUGAGCACAUUGGACCCACCAACGCCUCCGUCGUGUACGUGCCCGCCUGCCCGACCACGGCCAUCAAUAAAGCGUACGUCAAGCGGCAGCUGGCAGCUACAACAAACGGUCAAGUCCCUCCCGAUUAUAUGCGUGGCAACGACCUCGACGAGACAAAGUUGAAAGGCUACGUUGGUCACGGUGGCCUUAGUGAGGAGGCCAAGGCAGCAUUUGGUUACUACCUGUAG
This is a messenger RNA of Grosmannia clavigera kw1407, 1335 nucleotides long. Its product is annotated as duf1479 domain containing protein. The transcript is spliced from 2 exons. The record is from RefSeq and is a predicted model, not a curated record. Bases 1 to 1335 code for a protein of 444 amino acids. Lineage: Eukaryota; Fungi; Ascomycota; Sordariomycetes; Ophiostomatales; Ophiostomataceae.